Messenger RNA from Paramecium tetraurelia, 1528 nucleotides. RefSeq lists its product as uncharacterized. The record is from RefSeq and is a predicted model, not a curated record. The transcript is spliced from 5 exons. NCBI's taxonomy places the organism in Eukaryota, Ciliophora, Oligohymenophorea, Peniculida, Parameciidae.
AUGGGCUAAGCUUAAACUCAAUAAUAAUAAGAUAUGGUACUCGGAAAUGAGCAUGUCGUGUAUUUGUAAAAGACUGCCACUACUGCAGCUCAUCGCAUAUAAGGCAAUUAGGAGGAAGUUCAAUUUCUGGUCAAAUGUCCUAAGUGUAGCAGUUGCUAAUUCGACGAUUAAUUGGGGAGGAUUACCAAUUGUUUUUAGUGCAAACUGGUCUUUUCUGUGAAUGAUGGUCAGAUCUAAAUAAGACCAGAUUCUACAUAGCUCGAAGACAAGAGAACAUUUCAGCUUAUCGAAACAACACUGCAUAAUUUAGAAAGUGUCACCUUCUAUGUAAAUAGAACCAAACUCGAUCCAGCCUUAAUUAAAGACAAUGUAAUAGACUUUUAAAGAUUAAUCAAUAACGUACUUUUACCUUUCUUCUCUGUACGUCAAAGAGUCUUGGAAUUAGGCAUCAAGUUUUCAAUAGGGGCAUUCGAAUUUCGAGUUGUAGGUGGAUUUCCAUCUAGAGGAAUUAUAACUAAAUAAACUCAAAUCUACUGUUAUGGUUAUUACAUUCAGGACACCACAAGGAGAGUUAAGAUUUUAUCGAAGAAACCAUCUCAAUAAUUAGAUUUUGAAAUAAAGUCCUACUUCAGUGUCAAUCCCAAAGACAAUCAGAUUAUAUAAGAUUCAACCAUUAGAGUUAACUCACAAAAAUUACUGAUUUUGCAAUGUGAAAACGCAUCUGGCAAAAUCGAUAGAAACUCUACUAUAGAGAGCAUCCCAAAUGUGUAGAAUUUAAGAGAUGUUAAAUUGUGCUGUAUAAAAUUUCCAGCAUAUUUUUCAACCUUUUAAUCUCAAAAAGAGAGAAUCAAAGAAGCCAUAAGAAAAAUUGUCAUUAAUCCCUACUUUGUGGGAUUAAAUAGAUACCUAGAGAAGGGCUAAAUCUUGAGAAUUUGGGAUUUCGAAUUUCAAGUUUAGAUGUUUGAAGAACAAGGAUUGGUUGUUCCGAAUCACACUCAAAUUGAUAUCGACCUCUUUUCCCCUAUACCCCAAUAAAGAAUUCAACACAAUAGACAAUUUGAUCAGUUGUUUCCAUAAAAUCUAGUUCCCUAUAGAAGAAAUGAUCUUCAACGACAACAUGCUUAAUAAAUUGAAGCACUCCAUCGAUUGCUGAAUACCUUCAUUAUCUUGAAUGAGAAUCAGCAAUUGCUACUCUAACUCAGAAAUAAUCGAACUUCAGAAGAUUAAAUCAACCAAUUGCCAAUACGUCAGAUUAGUAUGGAGUUUAUCAACUAACAUCAAAAUGAUGACAAUCAUAUCAAAUGCAUGAUUUGCUUAGAGGAUUAUGAGGAGAAUCAAAUUGUUCGUACUAUGCCAUGCUGGCAUUACUUUCAUCAAGAAUGUAUUGACAAAUGGUUACACAAGAGUACUCUAUGUCCCAUAUGUAAGACUGAAGUUGAUACAGACUUAUAAACCGAAGAAAUUUCGAUGCAAAUGCAAUAAUGAAGCAAUAUAAAAAAAUAGUUAUUUAAUCUAUCAACGUUGCUUA